AAAGAAACUCUGCACUCUGAACUACAAACUCUCGCGAGAUAAUGUGAUACGGACUACCUAGAAUUAGGCUAUCACCCUGACCAAAGGUAAACUCGCCACCUACAAACGAAGCAGGAUUAAUUAAUCAGCGGUCACAGUAACGGUAUCCUGCAGCCGCCUUACUCUCUGACUCGGCUUCCUGUAUGCGAGAAGUUUGCUCAUCAGCUGGCACGCUCUGCGUUUCGCAAGUGACCUACUUAACUUUGCAGAGAAAAACAGGGGUGUUAAACGGCGUAUAGAGGAGACAGGUUCAAAGGAGUGUGAGCGUAAUACCUGCACAGGUAACAGAAACACACCUGGAGCAGCAGCGUGAGUGCGGUGCUGUCUGCGAAUGGCUGAAGCUGUGGAGCUCGGCUCGGUGUCCAAGGGGGUCCGGACCAUGUUUUUCAUGCUCACACCGAACGAAUCAUCUUUUCAGAAAAUGGAAGAUGUUCCUCAGUAUGUGCAGCAGGCCACUCCUUUCUUUGUAGGGCUGAUGGUGCUGGAGCUGGUGGUGGGCGUGCUGAAGACAGGAGCCCCAGUGGUCACUAUCAGUGAUGGACUCACCUCCAUAUCUGCUGGAAUGAUCUCCAGACUCCCACUGUUGUUUAUGAGAGGCUGUGAGGUGACAGCUUACAUGUAUGUGUGGGACCGGUACCGCUUGGUGGAGCUGCCCUGGGACUCUGCCUGGACCUGGUGGUUCAUGUUCCUGGGCGUGGACUUCUGCUACUACUGGGUCCACCGCUUCGCUCACGAGGUGUCCAUCCUUUGGGCUGCUCACCAGGUUCACCACAGUUCAGAGUACUACAACCUCACCACCGCCCUCAGACAGUCCCUCACCCAGCAGUUCACAUCAUGGAUUUUCUACCUGCCCAUGGCUCUGGUUGCACCCCCCACGGUCUUCGCUGUUCACAUACAGUUAAAUCUUCUCUACCAGUUCUGGAUCCACACGGAGCUGAUCAGAGACCUUGGUCCUCUGGAGUGGGUCUUCAACACCCCAAAACAUCACAGAGUUCAUCACGGGAGGAACCUUUACUGCAUUGACAAGAAUUACGGAGGAAUUCUGAUCAUAUGGGACCGAUUAUUUGGUACCUUUGCUCCAGAGACAGACAAAGUGGUGUACGGCCUGGUGUUCCCUAUCAAAACCUUUGAAAUCCUCUAUGUUCAGUUGCACUACUAUUUGUAUUUGUGGAGAAGGUCCAACACCUACAAGACUAUCACCAACAAAGUGUCGACUUUCUUUAAAGGUCCAAGUUGGAAACCUGGUAAAUCUCGGCUAGGUGACCACGAGGACAAUCCCAAGGUUACCGGAAAGGAAGUGCCUCAUGAUCCCAGCUGGUCGCUGCCUUUACACAUUUAUGUGGUCAUACAUUUCCUGUUGGUGCUGCGGACUUACCAUGAUUUGUUUGAAAACAAGAUGAUACUGUCCCAGUUAACCAUUCUGGGGAAGACCGGCUACGUUCUGCUCACUCUCACCUCCCUGGGCUUCAUCAUGGAUCAGAGGCCAACAGCGGCUGUCUUGGAGAUGCUACGCUGUGUCGUCAUGGUGACAAUGCAGAGGUACAGCUACAUGAAGCCCCUGCUGCCUUCACUGGCUGUGCCCACAGAGGCCUUUGUCUCCCUCUCUCUGCUGUACUGGGCUCUGCAGAGCUUCUCUCAGCUGCUCAGCAUCAAGAAGAAGGCCGACUGAGUCAACACGAGACGACGACAGACCGAUGGGCUGAAAUUUUUAUAUUUUGAAGUCUGAACUGUUGACAUAAUUCCAUAGUAACACAUUUUUAAUCACCUUAAACAGUGUGUUCGACCUCAUCUGUAUGUGGCAUCCAUCAACUUCUGUUGUUUUUUUAUUGGAGAAGUGAGACAAAGCAGCUGUUUCAGCUUCUGCUUGAUUCACUUUUUAAUUUCUAUGUAUAACUGGUUAAAGACUGUAUAUAACUUAAGCUUUAUCAUCAAGUUUAUCAAGUUUAUCACGUCAAACCAAUUAACAUUUUUAGAUUUCACCUGAGCAACUGUGUAAAUUAUUUUUUUGCCUUUACUAUGCAACAUAUACCUCUUGUAAAAUAAAUGCUGGUCAUACUUAUGCCUAUUAAUAUACACCUUUGGCUUGCACAACACUGUACAGUAUAUUGUUUUAUUCAUUGCAAUAAAACAUUUAUAAUUUUGCUCUA
Siniperca chuatsi (mandarin fish) is the source of this 2186-nucleotide messenger RNA. It is a transcript of the gene agmo, whose product is annotated as alkylglycerol monooxygenase. Gene Ontology annotation, cellular component: endoplasmic reticulum. The transcript has 13 exons. Gene Ontology annotation, molecular function: oxidoreductase activity; iron ion binding. The record is from RefSeq and is a predicted model, not a curated record. The coding region runs from base 371 to 1708 and encodes 445 amino acids. Gene Ontology annotation, biological process: lipid biosynthetic process. NCBI's taxonomy places the organism in Eukaryota, Metazoa, Chordata, Actinopteri, Centrarchiformes, Sinipercidae.